Messenger RNA from Xiphophorus maculatus (southern platyfish), 4835 nucleotides. It is a transcript of the gene ivd, whose product is annotated as isovaleryl-CoA dehydrogenase. The record is from RefSeq and is a predicted model, not a curated record. Gene Ontology annotation, biological process: L-leucine catabolic process. Bases 183 to 1436 code for a protein of 417 amino acids. Gene Ontology annotation, molecular function: 3-methylbutanoyl-CoA dehydrogenase activity; flavin adenine dinucleotide binding. Lineage: Eukaryota; Metazoa; Chordata; Actinopteri; Cyprinodontiformes; Poeciliidae. The transcript is spliced from 12 exons. Gene Ontology annotation, cellular component: mitochondrion.
UGCCACACACAAAAUGGUGGAUGCUUCGACGCUAACGGUACUGUGGAAUUCUGUCAGAGUGAGACCUCGUCUUUCCGCCGAGUUAAUAUCGGAGUGAGACCUCUUCUUUGUCCUGGGAUAACAGGACAGUCCCACCAGCACACCUGAAGCCCAGCUUUUUGUUUUCUCCCGCCAGCAGCGUCAUGUUUGCGGUCAGAAACGCUCUCCGCCUCGGCUCCAGGUUAUCCGUCCCCACUGCGGCGCGGAGGGGAUGUUCCGGUGCUGCUAUCCAGGUGGAUGACGUGGUGAACGGACUCACGGAGGAGCAGAUACAGCUUAGGCACACAGUUCGUAAAUUCUGUGCAGAGAAACUUGCACCUUAUGCUGAUGAGAUUGACAAGAAAAAUGAGUUCCCAGGAAUGCGGGAUUACUGGAAAGCAAUGGGGGAGAUGGGACUGCUGGGCAUUACUGCUCCAGUGGAAGACGGGGGAACGGGACUGGGCUACCUGGACCACGUCAUCGUCAUGGAGGAAAUGUCUCGGGUGUCGGCAGCCAUCGCUCUCAGUUAUGGCGCCCACUCCAAUCUCUGUGUCAACCAGAUGGUGCGUCACGCCAACCCGAAGCAGAAGGAGAAGUACAUGCCAAAGUUGCUGACAGGUGAACACGUUGGAGCGCUGGCCAUGAGCGAACCUAACGCUGGAUCCGACGUCGUCUCCAUGAAACUCAAAGCUGUUAAGAAAGGUGACUAUUACGUUCUAAACGGCAACAAGUUCUGGAUCACCAACGGGCCGGAUGCCGAUGUCGUCAUCGUGUACGCCAAGACCGACCCGGAGGCGCAUCAGAAGGGAAUCACGGCUUUUAUUGUGGAAAAGGGAAUGCCAGGAUUUUCCACUGCGCAGAAACUCGACAAACUGGGAAUGAGGGGAUCCAGCACCUGUGAACUGAUCUUUGAAGAUUGUAAAAUCCCAGAGAAGAACAUUCUGGGUUCGCUGAAUAAAGGAGUUUAUGUGAUGAUGAGCGGCUUAGACAUGGAGAGGCUGGUGUUGGCUGCUGGACCUGUUGGCAUAAUGCAGUCCGUUCUGGAUGCUGCGAUCCCCUACUUACAUGUGAGAGAAGCAUUUGGGCAGAAGAUUGGACACUUUCAGCUGAUGCAGGGCAAGAUGGCCGACAUGUACACCAGACUGAGCUCCUGUCGGCAGUACCUCUACAACGUCGCCAGAGCUUGUGACAAAGGGCAUUUCAGUGCAAAGGAUUGUGCUGGAGUGAUUCUGUACUGCGCCGAGAAUGCCACUCAGGUUGCCUUGGAUGGCAUUCAGUGUUUAGGCGGGAACGGCUACAUCAACGACUAUCCGAUGGGGAGAUUCCUGCGAGACGCGAAGCUGUACGAAAUCGGGGCGGGAACCAGCGAAGUCCGCCGGAUCAUCAUCGGCCGAGCCUUCAACUCCAUGUUCAGAUAGACGCAGCAGUCGCUCGGUUUGUUGUUUGCAUCGUUUCUCACGCCCAGGACCUUACUGGAUGAGUUGUUGUUGUUUCCAUUCAGACGAUAAGCUGAUAAAUGAACAAAUUACAUAUUGAUCCUCGCCGAGCGGCCUUGAAGUUUUGCUAUGCUAGCUGCCUGUUAGCUGGAGGGAGAUGAUAAUAAUGUAAUGAACAGAUUCCCACAUUUCAAGCUUAAACUCUUACUCAAAACAAUUUGGAUAAAAUCAUCUUUAAUAGAUUAUUGAAGGUUUUCCCUAAGCUGAUUCUGUUAUUGAAUAUUUUUCUGUAAACAAAACACUGUCAAACAUAUUUUACUUUUUUGUCUGUGAAGAUUUUGUCUCUUCUUGAUUGUAGGUGUCAUCAUUAUGUAGAAGUGUAUGAACUAUACCAGGUUUGCAAUAAAUCAAUAAGUUUCUAACAUUUGUCUGUGUAACGCUGCAACACAGAUUCAAAUUAAGAUAAUGAAUGUCUGUGCCUGAAAAUAUUGAUUCAUUUACAAACUGUUAAAAUAUUAACAAAUAGCUGUCAAUAAGCAUCUCUUAAAAUUAAAUAAUAUUGAUCAGUCCCUUCAGGAUAUUAUGAACAAUCAAAAUUAUUGAUUUUGUAAGAAAAGAUAUUUGCGCUUAAAUAUGACGCUAAGAGUGAAAUUUUGACAUUAAGUCUGAGGCAGCAGAGUAGCAGAAGUAAGACAUACUGCCACCUGCAGGUGGGAGGUAGCAUUACAUAAACACAAUGUUUGUCACUGUUGUGGGAAAUAGUGACAAUUAUGCAUUAGCACCAAAAACUGCAGGAACUGAUAGAUGUAGCACCAUAUGGUUAAAAUCUUCUAUCUGAUGGAUAAACUACUAUUUAACCAAACCACUGUUUUAUUAGUGAGUAGAAUAAUCUCUAACUGAGGAGUUUUGAGUUUUAACUGAGAUAUUUGCCCCAGAAAAUACUUGGUAAGAGUUUGUUUUUGCAGAGUAAUAGUGUUUAAAAUGAAAUUUGAAAGGAAAAAAUCAUAAGCUAUAAAAAAAAAAUCUGUUACCAUUUCCGUCCCAUUUGGAUGUUAUUUAGAUUAUUUCACUUAAAAUUUAGGGAAAAUGUCUUGUUAUAAGUGAAAUAAUCAGCCAGUGGAACUAAUAGCAUGUAAAACAAGCUUGUAUAUCUUACUGACAAUAUACUUUUAAUUUAGUUUUUCAGUUUUAUCUUGUUUCAAGUGUACUAAGUACUUGGUAAAAUUUAGUGUUUUUGCAGUGUAAAAUGCAGUUACCAAGUUUUAUUUGAUUCCAAAUACGUUUUGACCUGAGUGUUGAUACUGGAUUGUUUUAUGGGCUAAAGCCUAAAUUACAGGCACAUAAAAAUCAAUCAUAACUGCUAAGUGAAUGUGGUGGAGUGGAACGGGAAAAUAUUUGUUCUUGAGAUUCGCCCGAUAAUGGUAAUAAUAAUAAAACACAUUAAAAGACUCCGUAGUUUUAAACAAGCAUUAAAGUAGUUUCUAUCCAUCAGCUGUUUUUUGGCACCGCUCAGUUUUCUGUGACGGAAACUGAAAGUUUAACUCUGCCUUCAUCUUUAAUUCUAACCCCAGAAAUGAAAGAGUGAAGUUUUGGUUCUGAUUAAAGGAAAGGCUGACUCUGAAACGCAGAAGCCUCUCUGCAUUGGAAACAAAAACUAAUAAAAAUGUGCUCAUGACGCCUCAGUGAGUGCUGAACACUCAGCCUCUUGUUUGCAGACAAGAGAGGAGACAGCAGUCCAGACAAUGGUGGAACCAUCCCAGCACAUUUGAAUAAUACAUGGAAACUCAGUUUCAGGCUGGAAACCCAACAAAUGAGGUUCAGAUGGUAAAAUCACUGAAAAGUUGCAGCUGGCAGAGCGAGUUAAAAUGAUUGAUGGUUUUUCUGCUGUGUUUUCAUGCAGCUUAAAACGAUUCCAAGCUGCAAACGGUAACAUCAGCAGCUUUAACAUGGAGACACGACAUAAUGGGCUGCGUUUACACUGCAGCCUGAAGUGACCCAAUUCCGAUUCUUUAAUUUUUUUGUCAAAUCGGGAUUUUUUUUGCCGCGGUAGUUCACAUUUACAACUAUAUGCGACCUCUACGUGAACUGCAAAUGACAUGAAAACGUCUCUCAUGCGCAGUAGAGGGCGCAAUAACGUCACACAUAGAGAGCCUGGUCACUGUUUUGCCAACUGCCAUCAGAAAAGAAGCGCUCUGAGUUUGCGAAAGUAAACAUGGAUGCUAACGGUGGAGCAUAGCUUACGAUUUCGAAGUUGAUGUCCGACCGCAGCCGUUGUUGUUUUCCUUCCCGCUUGCGCGUAUCGGGACGCAGAAUAGUGUCGUUUGUUGAGUAUCGAUGACGUUCAGGACCUGACCGUUAGGAUUCAGGUCCCAUUAGAAACGAUCGGAUACAUAUCGGAUAUCCAAGUGGCCUGGGUCGCAUUCGGAAGAAAUGCGGGCUGUCUUGUUCAGACCUUCAUGAAAAGAAGGUCAGAUAAAGGUCGCAUUAAGACAAAAAAAUCUGGAUUAGGUCACUUUCGGUGCGAAUUUCUUGUUCAGGACUUCUGUAGUAUAAACUACGGCUGAAACAAUCAGAUUAAUUGAUUUUUUUUAAAUAAUCGUCAAUUAAUUUAAUUAACUGGAGCAUAGAGAUUCUUGAAAAACCUAUUUUCUGAAACGUCACAUCCAGAGCAGUAAUUAAGCAAAAAAUGUAAACAUUUACAUUUAAGAUGAAAAGAAAAAUGUCUGUAAAUCUGUUAACUCCUCAAGUUGCAGUUUUAGCUUCACCUGAUUCAAAUUAUGUUUAAAAAAACUUUUAUUAAGAAUCUUUUGCUAUCAAAUUAUUGAUCUGUUAAUCAAAAAUAAUCAGAAAGAGCUGAGAUUUUCACAUAUUGAUGUUAGAAGUAGUUUUUAGCUGCAGAUGCAAACUUUGAUACAAAUGAUCACUAAACGAAUACUUUGUUAAUGCUGUUAGUUUUUCUUAUUUCAAAUGAAAUAAGAUGUUUACAUUAAGCUAGACCCAAAAAAAAGUAUUGAUUUAUUGAUUUAAGGGUCUUUUCACCAGGGGUUUCAGUAAGUGUGGAGGGGGUUGUGUUGCAGCUGAGCCCUCUAAAAAAUCUAUAAAAUCACCAAACUCUCCUAAAAUGUAAUGUUUUCUUGUCAUGACAAGGAUGCAGCUUCUUGUGUUUCAAAAUCAUCUGUCCAUGUAUUUAAAAUAUAUUUCUAUGUAGAAAAAUAAGUUGAUUUUGUUCAUUUUGGCUUUGGUUUUAUUUCUGCAUCAUUUACUUUGUCAUUUUCAACCACUGAUCCUCUCAUAUUGUCAAAAUGUUGCUUUAAAUGUUGCACUUUGUAGGAACGGUUGUCUCUGACUAAACAGGUGGUUUUACUAAAUGGUUUUAAGUUC